Molecule: messenger RNA, 1089 nt
Organism: Kwoniella shivajii
Lineage: Eukaryota; Fungi; Basidiomycota; Tremellomycetes; Tremellales; Cryptococcaceae
Exons: 2
Coding region: 1-1089 (362 amino acids)
Source: RefSeq, a predicted model, not a curated record
AUGAUAUCUAAAGCCAACAAAAGAGUGUACUCUUCAAUCACUUCAGAUGCAUCAUCGGUUUAUGACAAUUCACCUUUCGCUUACAACAUCUCUCUUCCACUUGCAGACGGACAUGGACGCACAAAUCAAAUUCCACAAGUCCUACAACAACAACAACAACAACAACAACAACAACACUCGUACCAUCCUUCACCAUUCACUAGUCACCCAUUACCAUAUCCCCCACCUGGGACCAUUAUAGCUCCUGGACCAGUGUUUCAACAGAAUCAUUAUGCACGCCCAUUUUCGUCAUCAGGAGAUGGCACCGGCAACGAAAACGGAAAGGAAAUUCAAUUCAUAUAUGAAACAGGUAGGAAAGAGCCUAAGAUCCCGAGGAAAACCAAAUCAAACAAACGAGCUGAUACAGGAAGAAAAGUAUUGGCUAACAAAACCACCAAAGAUCUUAAUCUAUCGACCAGAGCUCGACCUGUUCCCCUAGACCUGAAGAAGCCGACAAAACUUCCUUCUUUGGAUGACUAUACUUCCCAUAUGCCCUCACCACCACCUACCGCCCGAGCAUUCACUCUUCCCAUUCUGCCUAAAAUAUCAAUCUAUAACGAUGAAAUCAGACAUCCUUCUCCAUUAACAAGGGCUCAUCAAUUGGACACCGCGUAUAAUACUUCACCAAACAUAUCAAUGGAUCCUUCCGGUCCGCUUUGUCGAGCAGGAAACGAUUACUGGCGAUCCGAGGUUUAUCGCAACUCAUAUGAAGCGCAUACAGUGUCAUCACCGUUACCUAUCGAUGCUCCAAUCCCGAAAGCGCCACAUCAAGCUUACACUCCUUUCUUCGAGGAUGCCCUCAUGUUCCACAAUCACGAUGCCGAUGGUGAGUAUGAGAUGGACCUUGAUGAUUCGCUUUCGUCCAGCAACGUCGUUACUCCCACCGAAGGUUUGGGGAUUGGUUUGGGCCUAGAUUUGGGUGAGCGAAGAGUAGAAAGAGAAAUGAUGAAUUUUGUUCCUAUGAAACCUUCAGUAGAUGUAAUGAUGGAUCACUCUGAUACCGAAGAGGUCGCCGGAAGAUCGGGAAAUGCACUAGGUAUAGAAUGGUAG